UAACGGACACGUGUCACGAGAAGACGGAACCCGUGUGCGUCACCAUCCCAUGUGACCGGAAGCAGUAGAACAAGAACAGUAGCGUUGUUAUAAACAAGACAGAAACUUUGACCCAACAAAACGCGAGAUAAAUAGCGAUGAAGAGUGUUUGGAUCAUACUGCUCUGUUUAUUCGUUAUCGCAGAGGCAAAUCAAGGUUUUGAUGUUCGUCAUCACUUAUCCACCGUCACCAGAUACUCUGCUUCAAAAGAAGUCUCUCAAAACUUGAUUAAAGGGUCAAAUGUCCCUAGUGAGUGUACACCUAUCCACCUUAACCUUGUGGCUAGGCAUGGAACUCGUUCUCCAACCAAGAAACGGUUACGGGAACUGGAGAAUUUAUCUGGUAGGCUAAAGGAACUGGUGAGAGACGCAGAAGCUGAGAAAGUCCCUGGAUGGCUAGGGAAAUGGAAAUCUCCAUGGCACGGCAAAGUGAAAGGCGGGGAGCUGAUCAGGCAAGGAGAGGAGGAGCUGUACCAGCUUGGGAUCAGGGUUAGGGAACGGUUCCCCACUUUGUUCGAAGAGGAUUAUCACCCUGAUGUUUAUACCAUUAGAGCUACACAGAUUCCUCGGGCAUCUGCAAGUGCUGUGGCGUUUGGAAUGGGAUUGUUCAGUGAGAAAGGAGACUUGGGACCUGGGAGUAAUAGAGCGUUUGCUGUCACUAGUGAGAACCGUGCUAGUGAUACCAAGCUAAGAUUCUUUGAAUGUUGUCAAAACUACAAGAGCUAUAGGAAAGCUAAAGGGCCUGCUGUGGAUAUGCUCAAGGAGCCUGUUCUUGAUAAGAUCACAGCUUCCGUUGCAAAGAGACAUGGUUUAAAUUUCACUAAACAAGACGUUUCUUCUCUCUGGUUUCUAUGCAAGCAGGAAGCAUCAUUGCUUAAUGUAACUAAUCAAAGUUGUGAACUUUUCACUCCGUCUGAGGUUACUUUGCUGGAAUGGGCAGAUGACUUGGAAGUGUUUAUUCUCAAAGGUUAUGGAAACUCCUUGAACUACAGAAUGGGAGUUCCGUUGCUAGAAGAUGUUUUGCAUUCGAUGGAAGAAGCUAUCAAGGCUCGAGAAGACAAGCUCCCACCUGGAAGCUACGAAAAAGCAAGACUGAGGUUUGCACAUGCGGAAACUAUAGUUCCCUUCUCUUGUCUUCUUGGCCUCUUCCUAGAUGGAUCUGAGUAUGAGAAGAUACAGAAGGAGAAACCAUUGGAACUCCCUCCACAGCCUCCUAAGACCAGGGACUUUAGAGGCAGCACCAUGGCUCCUUUUGGUGGGAACAACAUGCUUGUCCUCUACAGUUGUCCUGCAGCUUCCUCUCCCAAGUACUUUGUUCAGGUUCUGCACAACGAGCAUCCUAUCGCACUUCCAGGUUGUGAUGGAAAAGACUUCUGUCCUCUUGAAGAUUUCAAGGCCAAAGUGGUGACCCCUCAUCUCAAGCAUGCUUUUGACAACCUCUGCAAUGCUAAUCUAGAUGACCCUGAACAGAAUCAUCAAUCUCUGUGGAGUUGGCUGUUGGGGUCAAGCCAAAAAACCGAGCUCUAAAUUACUAUUUACUCGACAACUUUCUUUUUUCCUUUACAUUCUAGCUGAGUACGGUUCUAAACAUGUAAUCACAUAGAGCAAUGCUGUCUGUCUUUUGUUUGUCCACUUGUUACAGAAUCUGCCUCAGUAAGCAUUACAAUGUAUAAAACCCUCAAGGCAAUGUCUCAGAAUCUGUCUGAAGGAUUUUUGCGCAAA
Molecule: messenger RNA, 1760 nt
Organism: Brassica napus (rape)
Lineage: Eukaryota; Viridiplantae; Streptophyta; Magnoliopsida; Brassicales; Brassicaceae
Product: multiple inositol polyphosphate phosphatase 1
Exons: 11
Coding region: 138-1565 (475 amino acids)
Molecular function (GO): acid phosphatase activity; inositol phosphate phosphatase activity
Source: RefSeq, a predicted model, not a curated record